This is a messenger RNA of Paramecium tetraurelia, 636 nucleotides long. RefSeq lists its product as uncharacterized. NCBI's taxonomy places the organism in Eukaryota, Ciliophora, Oligohymenophorea, Peniculida, Parameciidae. The transcript is spliced from 3 exons. The record is from RefSeq and is a predicted model, not a curated record.
AUGUUCGUUAGAGCGCAAGUUCCAAAAAGUAGAACUUCAUUAACUCCGCAGAAUUUCAAACCAAUUUGCAUCGAAUAAAGGGGAGAUUGUACCCCCACUAGAAGCAAUAACAUUAGUUACUAUGAACACAGUGUUCUCAUUCAAGAACCAUCUCAAUAAUCCCUAUAAAAUUAUACUGGAAGAGUUGAGGAGAAACUACAAAAGAGAGUUAUCAAUUCUAGUGCCUCUAAUUUGAGAAGCAGAUACGUUUCAGACAAGGAAAAUUUAGUGAGGGUUCCAGGACAAUCCUUCUGCGGGAAUCAACCUUCAAAUAAGGAGUUGUAACAAGUUAUAAACAACAUUAAAAAGUAAAAGGAAGACAUCUGUUACACCCUUUCUGAGACACUUAAAAAAAAUACUGUAAUUCAGGAAUAAAUUGAAACUGUUAACAAGGAAAUGGAACAAUAGUCUCUAAAUUAUUAAUAAAGUUUGGAUGAAUUCAUGAAUGAGUUUAAUGAACUAUCUUACAAAAUAUCGUAGUUAGAGGAACAGAAUAGUAAACUGUUUGAACAAAAUGAACAUCAGAAAUGGUACUUAUAACAGAUUUAAUGUUAAUCUUCAAGAUUUAAUUAAACUCAUAAUUUUGGAACAGGUUGA